GACAAAUUAUAAAGUAACGUAUCGUUUAACUUCGCAGUUACAAAUCGUUUCGACAGCUUUUUGUUGGCAGUUGCAUCAGUUGCAGCCAUGCCCGAAGUGCGAGUGGACGAGGUACGCAGGUUCAUGGUGGACAGUCUGCUGGCGGCUGGGGCUCCGGAGCCCGAGGCGAAAGCCCAUGCCGACCUUCUACUGUAUGCCGACACCGUUGGACACUUCAGCCAUGGACUGAACAGACUUGAGUUAUACGUAAACGACAUUAAAGGAGGAAUGACGCAUCCCGAGCGAAAGCCGAUAGUGCUCAAGGAGUCACCGGCUACAGCCUGGGUAGACGGUAUGGAUACACUGGGAGCGACUGCUGCUAACUUCUGCAUGGAUCUGGCUAUCAAAAAAGCUAAGGAGUGUGGUGUUGGCUGGGUGGCCGCUAAACGUACGAACCACUUCGGCAUGGCAGGAUACUGGGCCAUGAAAGCAGAGAAGGAGGGUCUCAUUGGCUUGGCAUUUACUAAUUCAGCACCUAUUAUGAUACCAACGAGAUCUAAACAGAGUGCUUGCGGUACAAAUCCAUUGGCCGUAGCGGCGCCCGCACUAAACGGGGACUCUCUGGUAGUUGACAUGGCGACAACCACAGCUGCUAUGGGAAAGGUAGAGAUGCAGAUACAUAAGAAUGAGCCGAUUCCCGAAGGAUGGGCGCUGGGCCCGGAUAACAAAGUUACCACAGAUGCAAAAUUGGCAUUCGACACAGGUAAAUUACUGCCUCUAGGAGGUUUAGAAAAAACAAGCGGGUAUAAAGGCUACUGUCUCAAUACUAUGGUAGAAAUAUUCUGCAGCGGUCUUUCAGGUUCAAACCCGACCUUCAAAGUGCCAGAUUGGUCGUUCAGUCAAGACGUUGCUCCAGACUUGGGGCAAUGUUUUGCAGCGAUUGACCCUGGUUGCUUCGCACCGGGGUUUGCUCAGAGAGUAGCUGAAUGUUUAAUGCACUGGAGGAAUUUGGAACCUAUCGAUCCAUCACUACCGGUUCUCGCGCCGGGAGACAAAGAACGUAACAACAGAGAGGCGACACUGAAGAGGGGCACCAUCACAUACCCGCAGGGACAAAUUGACUGCUACUAUCGCAUGGCCAAGAAAAUUGGCAUCAAACCUUUAACCGUUAUGUAAAACACUCGUAUAAUAGAUGAAAAUGACGAUACGAAGGAAAUUGACACAAAUUUUCAUGCUAUUUUAUCGCAAGUAAACAAUAUGACUUGUAUGAAUGUAUGACUUCAUUUUGUGAAGAAUGCGUGUCAAACCGGAGGACAGUUUUUAUAUCUUAUUGAAGGUGAACUAGCUAAUACUUGAAUGUUAUAUACUUAGACGAAAUCAACAUACAAUGGUACAAACGUAUUGUAUUUCAGAAGACCAAAUGGGCGUACAUUACCUAUAGAUUUUAGAAUCAGACGGCUUUAAUUUGUUACAAAAAAACUAAUACAUUACUUUUUAAACAUACAACGUGCUAAGUUUUUUUAUUUAAGCAAUCAUAUAUUAUUAAUAGUCACGGGGUUUACAAUUACGUUGUUAGAAGGCUUGUGAUAACAACAAGAAUUUGUUGAUCAUAAAUGCUUAGGAAUACGUAAAAACUUGAUUAAAAGUGUUUUUUUUUUCGAGAUGUUGAAUUGAGGUAAACCGAAUUAUGUAUCA
This is a messenger RNA of Papilio machaon (common yellow swallowtail), 1674 nucleotides long. Its product is annotated as (2R)-3-sulfolactate dehydrogenase (NADP(+)). The record is from RefSeq and is a predicted model, not a curated record. NCBI's taxonomy places the organism in Eukaryota, Metazoa, Arthropoda, Insecta, Lepidoptera, Papilionidae. The coding region runs from base 88 to 1155 and encodes 355 amino acids. The transcript has 9 exons. Gene Ontology annotation, molecular function: oxidoreductase activity.